AUGAAGUGGAUUCGCGACCUGAUGAAGGCUGGGGGCAGCAUCUCCUCGCCUUUCGCCUCCUAUCAGCUGCAGAAGAUCCUGGGCUCAGGAUGCUUCGGCACGGUCGCCCUCUGUACGAAAGACAACACCGACCAGAAGGUGGCGCUGAAGGUGGUUAAGGAUCCUGGCCGUGAGAUGGCCGACGCUCUGACCUUUUUGAAGAGCCUGAAAAUAGUCCAUGGCGACCUGAAGAUGGAGAACAUCAUGCUGGUGGAUCACGUGAGGAAGCCUCUCCAGGUUAAACUCAUUGACUUCGGACUGGCUCGUCCUGCACAUCUCGUCACACGAGGCACUUGUUUUGGGGCACUUUGCUACAGCGCCCCGGAGAUGGCAAUAGGAGCCCCUAUGCACCACGCCUUGGACAUGUGGGCGCUCGGUUGCAUCGCUGCCGAGCUGUUUCUGGGACAAGUGCUCUUCAACGCCAAAAAGACGGCUGAUCUGGUUGAAGUGAUUGUCCAAAUAUUGGGGCUGCCUCCCAGAGAAGUGCUGGACUCUGGUCUACUUACGAAAAAGUACUUCUGCCGUCCAGAUGGACAGAACUGGGUGCACAAGUCAUCAUGUGUUCCUUGGAGGAUGAAGAGACCAGUCCCUGUAGAAACACUGGACGAAAUGUACACGAGGAAUCCAAACGGUGGUGAGGAUUUGUAUUUAUUCGUGGACCUGGUCAAGCGGAUGCUGGACUUAGAUGCAGGUUCCCGAAUUGACCCCAAGGAGGUGAUGACACAUCCCUUCCUGAAUGCAUCCCUACGUGCCCAUGUUGAGAGCCAAAAGCCUCAUUUGGAGAGUCAGUCGUCCGUCUCCCCCUGCCUCUCAAAGCCUAGAGGCCAAAAGAGGAAGCGCGAAGACGAUGACGAUGAGGAAGAUGUCACGAAACGUCCUGAGAAACGGUACAGAGGAACAGACCAGGCUUCUGUGACCAGUUUGGAGAGUCAGUCGUCCGUCUCCCCCUGCCUCUCAAAGCCUAGAGGCAAAAAGAGGAAGAGCGAAGACGAUGACGAUGAGGAAGAUGUCACGAAACGUCCUGAGAAACGGUACAGAAGAACAGACCAGGCUUCUGUGACCAGUUUGGAGAGUAAGCAUACUCAGUUGCUCUCCUCUCUUCCUGAGACUCCUGAGGUUUCUCUGCCUCGUGGACUAAAGAGGAAGCGAGAGAACGGGAAGGAGGGAGAAGAACGUCCCGACAAACGAUACAGAAGAGCGGAUCUGGUUUGA
This is a messenger RNA of Knipowitschia caucasica, 1251 nucleotides long. Lineage: Eukaryota; Metazoa; Chordata; Actinopteri; Gobiiformes; Gobiidae. The record is from the annotation of a GenBank genome assembly.